GUCAUUUUGGAGAGCAGCUAGGACAAGUUCAAGGGUUAGUCUUUAUGUGUUAAAUGUAGUUCAUAGUAUAUUUAUUCUUGAUAAUUGUAUUGAUUAAGUUAUCUGUUGGUUGAAUGUUGUUGGUUGUUGUUAGUUUACUUUCAUAGCUGAGAUGGCAGCUAUCAAGUUCCUCUCCCAAGAUGCAUAUAACUACUUAGCUGCAAUUCCUCCCAAAUAUUGGGCUAGACAUGCCUUCCUUACUAGGUCAAAGUCAAAUUUGUUGCUUAACAACCUCUGUGAGACUUUUAACUCAGUAAUCAAGGAAGCAAGGGAUAAACCAAUCAUCACAUGCCUUGAAUGGAUAAGAAGGUAUGUGAUGAAAAGAAAUACAGAGAAAUGGGAUGGGGUUCAAAACUAUACUGGGAGGUUUAUGCCUUUUGUUGAUAAGGUUUUCAGUUGGGUGAAAGAAGAAGCUAAGCAGUGUGUGAUGGUGCCUUCCAGAGUGGGGGAGUGGGAAGUUGAUUACCAGCAUGAUAGAUUUGUAGUUAACUUAAGAGAUAGGUCUUGUUCAUGUAAUAAGUGGGAUAUGACAGGGAUUCCUUGCAUACAUGCAUAUGCUUGCAUACUCAGAAUUAGGGGGAAACCAGAGGACUAUGUGGAUCCCUUUUAUAGCAGAGAGAAAUAUAUGCAAGCAUAUGGUCCUUAUAUAAAACCUAUGCCUGGAAUGAAUCAAUGGGAAGCCACUGAAUUCCCUCAUCCAUUACCUCCACCAAUCAGAAAGAUGCCAGGCAGACCUUCUCUUAAGAAAAGAAAAAAAGAAGCUGAUGAAAAACAAGACAAGCAAAGCACUUAUGUUAAGAGGCCUAAGAGGCAGAACCAAUGUGGUAAUUGUGGUCAGUUGGGCCACUACAGGACCAAGUGCAACAACCCUCCAGCUCCUCCAAAGGAAAAAUCCAAGGGAGGUAGACCAUUUAACAUGGAUCCUUGGACAGUUGCUCAAAGGGGUAGAAAGGAGGCCAGAGUAACAAGGAAGGUUUAUGAAACUGAAUGCAUUAGUAACCCCAUGGGCAUGGAACAUCAUGGUGGCCCAAGUAGCCCAGUUCAACCAAACAUCAAGGUGGCCCAAGUAGCCCAGUCCAUCCCACCUUGGACACAAAGCAGCCAAGGAUCAAAUCAAGUACAAGGUGGACAGCAGAGGGUGAAGAAGCAGCCAAGUAAAGAGAAGCAACAAGAUGAAAAAUCCUCACAAGUUUCUGCCAAAAAGGGAGCUGUCAAGAAGCCAAAAAAAGAAAAAAUUGUAAAGGGGCCUGCUAAAAAGCCUGCUUGGCAAGUGUAAUUUGCAAAGAUUACUGAAACAAUUUAUUUUGGCUAUUUGUGCCAUUUGUUUUGGCUACUGUUGGACUAAGAACACAACUUAAUGUAAUGUAUGUUAAGAGCAAUUUUUAGCAUUAACAAUUAAAGCUUCUUAUCCUAUUGUAUUGUUGGAUUUUUUUUGAGUAAUCUAAUGUGCACAACAAUGCAAAUUCACAAUUAAAUCUUUUCACACAAACUACUACUUAGUACUUCUCAUUGAAGAAAAAGAAACCAUUACAGAUUAACCAUUCCAAGUUCACAACAGUUGAUAAAAUGCCUAGUACAACAGUUGAUUAAUCCUACCUAAUUUGCUACAUCAAACUUCUUCAUCAUAAUCCAUAGCAAAUUACAGAAAACAAAACAAACAAAUCCAUAGAAAAUGUUAAUCCUUCCACUCUCACUUCCUCUCUUCUCCCUGCUACCUGCCUUCAGU
Molecule: messenger RNA, 1765 nt
Organism: Beta vulgaris subsp. vulgaris (sugar beet)
Lineage: Eukaryota; Viridiplantae; Streptophyta; Magnoliopsida; Caryophyllales; Amaranthaceae
Exons: 2
Coding region: 152-1315 (387 amino acids)
Molecular function (GO): zinc ion binding; nucleic acid binding
Source: RefSeq, a predicted model, not a curated record